AUGCCUUCACCGACAGACCAGAAUCAUACAAAUAUUAAUUCCUCAAAUAAAGAUUCUUCUGAUGCACUUAAAGAAAGCACCAUCGAUGAUACGACAAUUGUAGAUGAUACGUGUGAUGUCACUCGUAAUGAAUCCGAUGUGGGCGCGAGCACAUCUUCUUCCCCAUCUCAAGUUACUACUUCAUUUUUCUCUGAUGGACGUGUCACUACCGCUUCUUCCACACCCGCUGUAGCUUCAUCAAACGAUCCUCAAACCUCUACUGUUCCUGUUGCUCAAAAAUCCCAAAAAACUCCAAAACAAUCUUCUAAUAGACCCACUAGAAAAACUAGAGGUGCGCCUAAACCGUCCAUCAUCGCUUCAAAUCCCUCGAAUUUACCCGAUUUAUCGGUUGACAAAAAGGAUUCUAUUCCGGGCUCAUCUCCAAAUGCCUCAAAUCCUACUGCUUCUGCUUCAUCCGCUACUUCUAAUCGUUCGUUACAACCCAUAAUAUCGGCUUCCGGUUCCUCUUCCUUAUCAAAUAAUUUUCCUCGUCGUGGUUUACCUCAAAAAGACGUAACUCGUGCAAAUAUUGCUGAUCGUUAUCUAGAAUUUAUUCUUUAUUGUAAUCCUUCGGCUCCUUCCGAUCUGGAUGUAUCUUCUCUCAUCCGUUCUUUCAAUUCCGUUCCUAAAUCUGAUG
Molecule: messenger RNA, 676 nt
Organism: Ambispora leptoticha
Lineage: Eukaryota; Fungi; Glomeromycota; Glomeromycetes; Archaeosporales; Ambisporaceae
Source: the annotation of a GenBank genome assembly